This is a messenger RNA of Grosmannia clavigera kw1407, 210 nucleotides long. RefSeq lists its product as uncharacterized. The record is from RefSeq and is a predicted model, not a curated record. The coding region runs from base 1 to 210 and encodes 69 amino acids. Lineage: Eukaryota; Fungi; Ascomycota; Sordariomycetes; Ophiostomatales; Ophiostomataceae. The transcript is spliced from 3 exons.
AUGGGCUUUGGCGACGAGAUCGAAAAGUUUGAGAGCGCCGUUGACGGCCAGGACUCUGCCCAGCAGCAGUCGUCCAACACUUCCGACUCCGGAUACGACACCGUCAUCGACAGUGCUGUCGAUUCUUUCGCCUCCAAGGAGGGCGUGUCAUCCGCCUUUGACCCGGAGAUCAACAACCUGGUCAACAACGAGGUUAACAAGUUCAUGUGA